Phlebotomus papatasi is the source of this 2124-nucleotide messenger RNA. RefSeq names its product CCR4-NOT transcription complex subunit 10 (gene Not10). The record is from RefSeq and is a predicted model, not a curated record. The transcript has 3 exons. Gene Ontology annotation, biological process: mRNA catabolic process; negative regulation of translation. Gene Ontology annotation, molecular function: protein binding. Gene Ontology annotation, cellular component: CCR4-NOT complex. Bases 95 to 2044 code for a protein of 649 amino acids. NCBI's taxonomy places the organism in Eukaryota, Metazoa, Arthropoda, Insecta, Diptera, Psychodidae.
UCUUAGAUCAGUCGUUCGUGGCGCUGAUAGUAUUUGUUUUGGUAAAAGGUUAAGCUCAUUUUCAGGAUAUUUUGCAUAUUUCUACAGGAAAGAAAUGUUAGAAGGUGCAAGUGAUGGUUCUUCCAUGACCUACAAAGAUGAGGACCGUGUGUUGAUAAAGUUGUCUUUUGAGGAAUUUGUGAAGCAAGAUUAUGGGAAUUCACUCAAUUCCCUGAAUAAAUUGGAGGCUUCUAUUGGUUCAUCACCGAAAAUCUCACACAACAAAGCUGUAGUUGAGUACUAUUUGAAUGACUUGCAGAAGCAUGAUCAGUUCAGAAAGAGCCUUCAGCAACUCACCGGAAGUACAGAUUUUCCUGCUGGAUUUGAGAUUAAGGAUGUCAAGAUGUGUGCAGCAUACUACAAUCAAGCUCUGCUUCUUCACCACUUCCGGCAACCACAGCAGGCACUGAAAAUCAUGACAGCUGUUCUUAAUGUUCUCAAUCAUGCCAACCAUUUGGAUGAGAAUUUUAUCCAGAGAGCCUAUCUUCUUACUCUCACAAUGCUCUUGGACACCAAUCAACCCCGGAAGGCAAAGGCACUCCUCGAACAGCUGGAAAAUCGUCUGGGUAUCACGCGUGAAGCUAUAAUAAAUGAUGACGAUGAAGUUGUUGCAGCUGUUGCAGCCACUGAAGAGAUUUCCUUGACACCAAAGGACAAAGACAAGAAUCUCGAUGAUUUCCGUGAGAUGUUGAAAUUAUGCACAAUUCGAGUAAAUUUAGCAAAUGGAAAAUCAACUCUACUACCCUCUGAAGAUACAUCAGAAUUCUCAAUUGCCAAGGGUCAUCAAUACUACCUGGGUAAUGAUUUCCAGAUGGCGGCCCGGGAAUUGUCCAAGAAGUUCACCAAUGAACCAUUUACAUUGGCGGUAAAUGGUGAGGAUCAGAACACAAUAAUAGCCAACAAUAUGGGGCUGAUUCACUUUGCAGUUCGUCACUAUGCAAUGGCUGUGAGAUUCUUUCAGCACGCUCUGAACUUCGACAAGAAUGCCAAUGAGGAAGUUACACAGAAAUUUUCUAAAGGCCUUCCCCUGCACGCUGUUGGAGGCUCGAAACAGACACAGAUCCUUUACAAUCUCGGGGUAGCUCUACUGCAUCUGCAGCGUCCAAAGGAGGCCUUUGAGUGUCUCAUUGUACCCCUCAAUUAUCACCAUAACAAUCCACGACUGUGGCUAAGAAUUGCCGAAGCCUGCAUCAUGCUCUACCGCCAGGAUAUCAAGCAGAAUGAAAAUAAGAACUUGGUGUCUUCUGUGGUGGGAUCGGGUGCUCACAGGAAAUACAUACUCCAACCAACGGCCCCUAAACAUGUUUCAGAUAGUUCCCUCUUUGCCAUUCCAAGUCCUAAUCUGGAAUUUGCGGUACUCUGCCUGAGGAAUGCCUACACGCUGGUUGAACACUUUCUGGCCCAAAGGAAGAUGGAGGAAGAUAAGCAGCCCGAUGCCGACUUGAAUGUUGAGUGGGACAAAAUGAGAGAGGGAAUUGCAACUCAUCCAUCCAAGCCUCUUAAAGAUGGGGCUUUUCAGCAAUUGCGGUGCUCAAUACUUGCAGCAUUCUCUUAUGUUCUCGUCACUCUUGGAGAUUAUACAUUAUCCCUCAAGUAUGGAAAGGAAUUGCUGAAGAUACCCAAUCUGCCAGACACCCUAAAGAUGCUGGGGCACCUCUAUUGUGCUGAAUCACUGAUAAUGCUCAAUAAAGUCCCAGAAGCUAUCAGUUACUUAGACCCAAAGUUCCUCAGUGAACUUCGGGGAGAAGAUUUUGAGACAAGGGCAUCACCAGAUUGGAAUGUUAAUAGCCUGGAAGCUGCUCAGUCUAUCAUAACGUAUAAUCUGGCUGUGUCAUUGGUGAUGAAGGGUGAUGCUCCGGAGGUGGCCAAGAGUGUUUUACUGUCGUGCACUCAUCCUAUUGUGAUGAAUCAUGUGAAAAUGCUGAAACUUUACAUGGAACUUCAAGCGGGAAAUGUUGAGAAUUGUCGAAAAAUGAUUCGUGUGGAUACCCCACAAUUUAUUUAAAAAUUAAAUUGUCCGCAACUAACCUUUUAAUAUAUUUUUUUACUUUUUCAAUUUAAAUAAAUAAUCAAAUAGUUUUUGUU